Helicoverpa armigera (cotton bollworm) is the source of this 934-nucleotide messenger RNA. RefSeq names its product probable transmembrane reductase CYB561D1. The transcript has 3 exons. The record is from RefSeq and is a predicted model, not a curated record. Lineage: Eukaryota; Metazoa; Arthropoda; Insecta; Lepidoptera; Noctuidae. The coding region runs from base 65 to 763 and encodes 232 amino acids. Gene Ontology annotation, molecular function: transmembrane monodehydroascorbate reductase activity; heme binding.
UUAUAAUCUGAAGCUCAGAGCGAGUAUACUGUUUAACUUUAACAGUUAUUUAUUUCUGUGAAAAAUGGAUUCUGAAAACGGAAUUGCAACUAAAUCCGAACCAAAACCUUUUGACAAAAAUGAGUACCGUUUGAAAACGUUCCAGAUUUCUUUAAAUCUUCUGUCUCAUAUAUUAAUUGGUAUAACAGUGGGUGUAGCCAUAACUUUCGCAUGCAGAGGAGGAUUACCAUUAAAUGCAACAUCAAUCCACAUAGUGUUAUGUGUAAUUGGGUACCAACUCUUAAUGGCACAAGCAAUCCUGAGCCUGUCUCCGCACAACAGCUGGUCUGCUCAUCUGAAGAUGGUAGACAAAAGACGAGCGCACUGGAUCCUGCAGAUUUUGGGCUCCGUGCUGGCUAUCGUUGGCAGUUUCAUCAAAAUUGUGGACAAACCUAUUCAUUGGAAUAGUUACCAUGGACAAUUUGCUCUGGUAGCCCUCGUAUUCACAGUAGUGAGCAUGGUCAACGGGCUCACAUCGCUCUACGCCUACGAACUCCGCAAGUUCAUUCCUGCAAAGCUAUCCAAACUCACCCACAUUUGCUUUGGAGUCGUCGGCUUUGCCACGGCUGGCAUCAGUCUCUGCUACGGAAUGGACAAGGCUUCUUUCAAGACCUGGGCUGGUCUCGCUAAUACCUAUACUUUGAUAGGAUUCGUGGGAGCCUUCACAGCCAUCAUAAUUAUUGCACCAUUGUUAACUUUCUUCUCAAAAUUUAAACGCAACUAGUGAGAACCUUAUUCCGAAUCGACUCGUAUUAGGUACUAUUUAUUUAUAAUGCCGAUGAAUAACCUAGUUUCAUAAGUGUACAAAUGUAUAUAGAAACAUCUUUAAAAUAUUUUGCACGAUGAGAGAUAUUGGUAAUUUAAGUUUACAAUAAAUUAAAAAUCAAACCUCCAU